AUGCAUUCCCACUUUCAUGCCUAUCAUCCCAAACCUCCUCUUCUUCUUCUUCCAUGGUGGUUUCAUCGCACCCUUUCUUCCUCUCUUGCGUCCUACACCAUCACCCUCCUCCCCGGCGACGGCAUCGGCCCCGAAGUCAUUUCCUUCACAAAAGACGUUCUUGUCCUCACCGGCUCCUUCGAAGGGAUCACAUACGAGUUCCGAGAGAUGCUUCUAGGAGGCACUGCAUUGGACGCCACCGGAGUCCCCAUGCCCGACGAGACCCUUGCUGUUUCGAAGCAAUCCGAUGCUGUUCUUCUUGGUGCCAAUGGAGGCUAUAAAUGGGAUAAAAACGAGAAACAUCUGAAGUCAGAGACUGGGUUGCUUCAGCUCCGGCCUGGCCUUCAAGUUUUUGCAAAUCUCAGACCAGCCACUGUCUUCCCACAGUUAGUGGAUGCUUCAACCCUUAAGAAAGAGGUUGCUGAAGGUGUUGAUCUCAUGGUUGUGAGGGAACCCACUGGGGGUAUAUAUUUUGGAAAACCCAGGGGCUUUCGGACCAAUGAAAAUGGCCAGGAGACUGGAUUUAACACUGAGAUUUACUCUGCUCAUGAGGUAUCUUACUAA
Messenger RNA from Arachis stenosperma, 603 nucleotides. Its product is annotated as 3-isopropylmalate dehydrogenase, chloroplastic-like. Gene Ontology annotation, molecular function: 3-isopropylmalate dehydrogenase activity. The transcript has 4 exons. The coding region runs from base 1 to 603 and encodes 200 amino acids. NCBI's taxonomy places the organism in Eukaryota, Viridiplantae, Streptophyta, Magnoliopsida, Fabales, Fabaceae. The record is from RefSeq and is a predicted model, not a curated record. Gene Ontology annotation, biological process: L-leucine biosynthetic process.